AUGAAGAUGAAUUUCCUAGUCGUUUUGUUGUUCUUCAACAUAUUUAUGUACAAUUCCAAUGAAAUUGUUGCUACAUUGACUCCCAAGUCUCCGAAAAACAUAAAAGAGACCAAAACAAAAAUUGAAAAAGUAAAGUUGGGCCCUCAAAAUUAUACCGUUUUUAAUAAAAACCUUUUGAGUGAGUACCCUACAGCAAAAGAAAUAAUCACUAAUUACAAUGGUUUUUUCAAAGAAGUUGAUGAAUAUAGUUUCCCCGGACUUGCUUUGGGAUAUGUGACUCCAUGGAACAAUCAUGGAUAUGAUGUAGCAAAAAUAUUUGGUAAUAAAUUCACUCACAUCAGCCCUGUAUGGCUGCAAAUUAAGCGAAAAGGUGCAGAGAAAUAUGAUAUAAAUGGUGUACAUGAUAUUGAUGAAGGGUGGAUGGUUGCAGUACGAAAUGCUGGCAGAGAAAGAAAACUCAAGAUGGUUCCUAGAAUGAUAUUUGAUCAGUGGACACAUCAGGACUAUGCAAUGCUUUUGUCAAGCAAAAAUGAAAUUAGGGCUCUUACCGAUGCACUUAUUGAGACUGCCAACAAAUACAAGUUUGAUGGUUAUGUGUUAGAACUCUGGUCUCAAGUUGCUGGUGCUGUACAAUUUGAUCCAUUGGUCAACUUGGUAAGAGAAAUAGCCGACAGCCUGGGCGAAGAAAGCUUGGAUACAAUUCUGGUGAUACCUCCAAAGCGUGGAAAAGAAGAGUUGUUCACAGACGAACAUUUCGAUGCUUUAUACGACUACGUGACGGCUUUCUCAUUAAUGACUUACGAUUUCUCCGAUCCGAGAAUGCCAGGCCCGAACGCCCCUUUGCCGUGGGUUUCUGACUGCAUCGCGUCUUUAACAGCGGACGAGAGCAAACGCAAGAAGAUUCUGACUGGCCUCAACUUUUACGGUAACGAUUACACUAUGAACGGCGGUGGUCCGAUAGUGGCUCACGAAUACAUCGACAGGCUGAAUAUUUUCAACGGGAAACUGCAAUACGACCCGCAAGUUGCAGAACAUUUCUUUGAGUACAAGGAUAGUAACGGUAAAAAGCACUUGGUGUUUUAUCCCACUCUACAUUCUAUCCAGAAGAGAUUAAACUUGGCCAAGGAACUGAACACUGGCAUAUCAAUUUGGGAGCUGGGCCAAGGUUUGGAUUAUUUCUAUGAUUUGUUAUGA
This is a messenger RNA of Phaedon cochleariae (mustard beetle), 1194 nucleotides long. NCBI's taxonomy places the organism in Eukaryota, Metazoa, Arthropoda, Insecta, Coleoptera, Chrysomelidae. The record is from the annotation of a GenBank genome assembly.